This is a messenger RNA of Dermacentor albipictus, 8353 nucleotides long. Its product is annotated as REST corepressor 1-like. The record is from RefSeq and is a predicted model, not a curated record. Gene Ontology annotation, biological process: negative regulation of DNA-templated transcription; regulation of transcription by RNA polymerase II. Lineage: Eukaryota; Metazoa; Arthropoda; Arachnida; Ixodida; Ixodidae. Gene Ontology annotation, molecular function: transcription corepressor activity. Gene Ontology annotation, cellular component: transcription regulator complex; histone deacetylase complex.
CCCUCCCGCCGUACGCGAUAGAGCCGUUUGAACGCGCCCAACAGCGGUCCGACACAUCGUCCCUCGACGAUGUCUACGCCGACAGCGUAGUUUUUCGAGCCGGCAUUUCUCCGCGACAGUUCUCGUGGUGGCGAACCGACGCUUCCUCUGCGACCGUAGCCCUUCGGCGCGAACUCCGGCCAAACCCUGUGCAUAGUGCGCGCGACCUCGCGUCGGUAGCGGCGACGGCUUCGACAAUGCCGCUGCUUAAAAGUAACUGAAAAAAAGAGAAAGCAAUCGUCGCGCGAUGCCAGAGAUGGUGGGCGCAUCCACCGAUCCGGCGGUUCGGGAGCCGGAUGGAAAAGACGACCAUGGCAUGCGUGUCGGCCAUGAUUUUCAAGCAGUGGUACCAGACAUCAUCUCAGCAACAGAUCCGUGCCCGGAGUUCACACCCGAGCGUGCUCUCCUGGUGUGGUCACCAUGCCCAGACAUCUCGGACAGCAAGUUGGACGAGUACAUGACGCUUGCCAAGGAGAAGUACAGCUACAAUGCCGAGCAGGCACUGGGCAUGCUGUUCUGGCACAAGUAUGACCUCGAGAAGGCUGUGGCCGACUUGGCCAAUUUCACGCCCUUCCCAGACGAGUGGACUGUCGAGGACAAGGUGCUGUUUGAGCAGGCCUUCCAGUUCCACGGAAAGAACUUCCACAAGAUACGGCAGAUGCUGCCGGACAAGACCAUCCCGAGCCUGGUAAAGUACUACUACUCGUGGAAGAAGACACGCACGCGCACCAGCCUGAUGGACCGGCAGGCGCGCCGACUGGCUGGAUCCCGCGAGGAUGGCAGGUGGGGGAUCAUCCAUCGAUGCCGCCGCGCUGCCCCCCUUCUUCGCGCCUCCGUCAUCGUCGCUGCCCCGCCCCAACACGAUGGUGCUUCAGAUGCUGGCUCCGAAAAUGACAGUGAUAUGGAGGUGGACAACGCUGAAAACAAGGAAGAGGCGGCCCCUGGCGGGCCCUGUUCCAGCUGUGGCUCCCCCAUGACCCAAGCGUACACGUCCAGCAAAGGGAGCCUGUGCGGCAGCUGCUACCAGCACUGGAAACGCUCGGGUGGCUGCAAGGGUGCCCUGGCCCCCGGCGGUCGCAAGCACCACGAACGACAGCCCCCGGCCCGUGGGGGCGGCAUGGCAGCCAACCGGAGGCGCCCGCCACGGGGCAUGUGCCUCCAGUACCAGGACCUGGUUACCAUGGCAACGGGACCUCAGGGACAGGGGGAUGCCAUCCUGCGAGCCAUGGAUUCCGAGUUGGUGGCCCUCAAGCGGCAGGUGCAGAACAACAAGCAGAUGGUCAGCCAGCUGCGCCACAAGACGGCCAUGGGCAUCGAGAACCUGCGGCCACCGGAGGGCAACACUCGAGUAAAUGCCCGGUGGACCAAUGACGAGCUGCUGAUUGCCGUUCAGGGCAUCCGCAAGUAUGGCCGUGACUUCAAGGCCAUCGCCGAGGUGAUUGGCAACAAGACGGAGGCGCACGUCCGCAGCUUCUUUGUCAACUACCGUCGCCGAUACAACCUGGACGCCGUGCUCCAGGAGUUUGAGGCCGAGCAUGGCAUCACUCCGGGAUCGGAUGACACCAAGCCGACAGGUGACACGGAUCCAGCUACACCUGCAAAGGAAGCCACCGCAGCUGGUGGGCCCAACAGUCCACCAGGCUCUCCGUGUGGUAUGAUAAACCCUGGUGGCGGAGUACUUGCCAAUGGGAGUGGAGGCCCGGUGGGGGCUGGCAACCCUCCUCCCCUUCUGAGACCACCACCCGGUUCCCCAUCGGCCCAGCCGCUGACAGCCGCCAAAGGACCCACCCCACUCACACAGGCCGCCCCCAGGUCUGGCAACUGGUCCAUUCUUCAGCAGCCGCCACCGCUGAUCCGACCAACAGCAGCCUCUGCAGCCACCGUCCACAGCAAGCCCUCACAGAUGCACAAUGCCCUCUGAAGCAGACGGCGGCCGUCUGCUGCAGCCUCGGGAGCACAACUGCUGCAGACCCUUCGAGAGUGUGAUGGCGGCGGGCAUCAUGUCAACUGGCUCAAAAGACGCUGACUCCUUGUGGCGGCAAGCCUGGUCGUGUUGUGCUCGAGUGGCAGUGCACUGUACAUUGCCUCUUCCCGCGCGUGUGUGUGUGUAGCUUGAACCUUGGUCAACGUGGACAAGUGGAACACUGCUGUGCAUCCCGCAUGCCCUCUCCUCGGAGGAGUGAUGCGGCGUGUGAGAUUGCACUCAAAAUGACUUGCAUGAUUUUCGUGACUCAGGUAACAGGAGUGUCGUGACAGCAGUGUUUUCUGAUGCAGUGUGCUUUGCCCUCUGCACAGCAGUCUGUGCCGGGUGCUGGCAAGUCUGCUAAAGCGAUGAAAGGUUGUUGGCCUGCCCUUGCACACAUUGUCAGGGCAUAAUCUGCAACUUGCAGGAACUUCAAGUGGCACAACAAGCCUUAGUGCCACGCUCGUUCACGUCCUGAAAGUCGCUCGCAUUUUGUCAACCUGACGCUUUCCUCGUCAAGCAUCGGCAUUGUCUCGAUCGGUUGUCACGCUUCUUUGGCGACUGCAGGAUAGUGUCACCCCCUGUUGACCAUUACAGUUUUCGUGAACGUAUUGAGAGUGACUCAAUUUGCAUGCGGUUUAGCUGGCUUCUGCUGCUAGUAUGUGACCGGUUACGGGCAGCAGUGGCUCGGCAAGCCACUGCAGUUUGGUUACCCAGAGCUGCAACAGCUUGAAUGGGGCUUUUGUCCAGAAUCCCUCGAAAUGGGUUCUGGCAUUGUAGUGGAUGCCUGGGACACGCUGUAUGGGUGUGGCUUUGCAUUGUGCCAGCAAUUGAUGCCUUGAUUAGGCCCCCUGGGAUUUAGCGGUGACUUAUUCGAGUGGAACACGAGUGGACGAGCUUGACUCAGCGGUCACUUUGAUAGCGAAUGAAGCAAGGCUGUGAGAAGUAACAAGCGCACCAUCCGUGCAUCAGUUGCUCACAAUGUGCAAAUGGUGCUGUACACAGUGCGUUCAUCAAUUGGCAAGCCACUGUUAUGAGCCUGCAAGCAUUGUACGUACAUGUGCUCGACUGGUUGGGCAUUGGCUGCUGACCACACAAGUCGCACUGGUCCAGUGUAGUUCUGACGACACUGCUAUCCUUUUUUGCCAUGCCUGGAACGUAUUGACUUUCUCUGUGCGUGUUGAAGGAUGCGUGAAACAUACCGCACAUCUCGCUAGCCUAAGACGAAUUGUAACACCAUUGUGCCAAGGCACGUGUGCUGGUCGAAGCUCGUGCUACAGGCUGGGAUUCUGCUCCUUCGGCGGACAUGUGCCGUGCAUCACAGCUUCCAUCAUUCUUUUCGGGCAAAAAAUGGAAGCCUGUUGUCAUUUCUCGCUCAAAUGGGCCAAUCAGUUGUAACAUAUGUACUUACCUUGCUGCUAUCUCACUGACUUGUAAUUCUGCAAAAAUUAAAGAGCUAGAAAUUUGCUUGAAUUUCCUAUAGCAGUACUUGAUUUUCCAUAGCAGUAUGCAAAUGCAACACUCAUUUGGGACACCAUGACAAUAGGUUGCUACGGAUAUGUGUGUUUCAUGGGGUCUCUCUUAUUCUUCACUUUCCCUAUUUAAUUGCUUAGCGAAUCCUCCAGAGGGCCUGGCCCAAAAGUGUCGUGGCCUCUCAGCUUGUUGAAAUAUCCAAAUGGCUCUUUCUUUGUUGCACUUUAAGUGUGGGGUUGAUUGACUGAGCUUUUGCAAACUAUGUUUCGUGAAAUGUUUGGUGUUGUGCACUCCUACUCGGAGCAGACAAGGGGCGCACCCUGUGGGCGAGGUCUUUCAGCAAAAUGUUUGCUGGUUGAAGAGCACUGACUUCUGGGCUAGCUGGUCCACUAUGCUUUAUGCACAAGCACGUCUCAUCGAAGAACGCAGUGCCAGUUACUGAACGAAGACACUUACACUCUGUCUUGCCAAUUCCACGCAGUAUAGCAAAGACUAGUACUCAUGUCGGCCAAUAAGCAAUGGGGUCUGGCUGUGUGUUCCACAGAAUGAAGUGGGGCUCACCCAUUGCGUGUCAUUGUUCCUUGUGCGAAGUAUCCAUUCAUUCAGUGUUGGGCCGAGAGCUAGUGGAGGCGGACAAUCGGGAAGGCCUUCGUCUGGUUCACUAUUCUGAUUGGCUGAAUAUGACCUGCACCUUUCCCUGUGCUGGGCAGAAUUGAUGAGAACCCAAAAUGCACAGGAAAGCCAGACGCACACACUGCCAACUUUGCUCCCCUGUCUGCAUCCAAUCACACAUCAUGAAUCAAGCCUAGCUUAUGGAAACUCUCUUGGUAACAGCUUCAGGGCACAAGGAAACAUACUCACAUGCAUGCACUUGCAGGCACAAACACCCAAGAAAAGGACUGCCCCGUUUCUCGCACAGGUGCCAUGUGAAAAAGGGCAUGGGGCAUGUGUGCAAACACCCUUUUGGUGUGUUUGUGCAGUGAACGUGUUUUCUUGCACACUGAAUCUGUUGCCAACAUGUAUUGCCAACUAACCCAUCUAUAAGUUCUUCUAAAGACUGUUUGGACAACACUCCUUGCGAGUCGCAGAGAUGAAAAGUUGCUUGCAUAAACAUGCACUCAACUCCCGCGCAUUUGAAUAGAUGCCAAGCGAGCAUGUUUAAGAAGCCAGGUGGUUGUAAAUGAGUCGAAAGGGGGCACUGCACACUUCAUGAGGCGUGAGGCACAUUUGUAAAUCGAGAGCUUGAGUUGUCAAGCUGUGGAGGGAAGGAAGAAAAACAAAAAUGCAAGCUUUGUGUCCUCCUUUGUUGACCAGGCCAGCUUACUGCUUUGAGCUCUUGGUGUUUCAUGAAACUGCACACAAGCGAUGGACAGUUGUGCAAGGGGCAGGCACUGCUGUCCCAGUCAAUGACCUCCCACGUGAGAAAAAUUGGAAGCUUUUGUUUUUCACUAUGACUAGGGCCUCUAUGAGUACUGUGUUGCGUUUUCUUUUCAUGUUGGUUUCUUUCCACACCUGCAACAGUCUGGUCUUUUUGAGUCGCUCGGCCACUGCCAUGUUUGCUCAGAGGCAGCUUUCAACUGGCAUGGUGCAUCCACCCACCUUUACGAUGCGAGUGCGAGUUUACUGAACCUGUUGUCCUCUUGCAAGUCUUUGCCGCCUGUUUUGCCAUGACCUCUUGUUUUGUCAUUUCCUGUUGCGAUAGAUGCAUGCCUUACGUGUUUCCUUUUCAGAUUUUUUUCCUCCACUCUACAAAACGAGAUAAUUAUUUUUGAGCUGAAUUUUGCUUAGCGGUUGUUUUCUUUCCACCUUCAGUGUGAUAACUGCAUCGUGGUUCUUUUCAUUGUUCCUUUAGUAGACUUGGCUGCUAAUGUUGGCAGUGUCUAGUGGACUGCUUUCGAAGGAGAUCAUGUGAUGCGCAUGCCUGCAGCUUAGGGGGUUCUGUUUGUGUGGCCUCUUGAAAUUUCAUCAUCAAAUUUGUUUUGAAUGAGCUGCAAGCCUCACAUGAGCUACAUUUCCUAGUUGGAAGAACUUGAACUACUGUUAACAAUGGUGUGGUUUGAAACCACUUUUCUCUGGAACUGGAUUCUCCUUUUGCAGCUGUUGUACACGACUCCGUAUAAAGUUUUCUUGCGGGAUGCUGCUGAUCACACUUUCGCAUAUUCUUUGACCCCCUGAUUAUGGAUUACAUCUUGGUUCUAGAAUUCACACCGACAUACGAGUCGCCGGCGCAUGACACUCGUGCCUUUAGUGGUUGCACUGUGUGGCAGUGUAGGCUCGGGAGCUUAAAGAUUCAACCAAGAGGCUAAAGCCUGUGUCACCGUUCUGGUGGAAUUGUGCAAAGAGAGGAAAGCCCGCGCUUACUCCCACCUGAAGCCCACCUCCGGUAAGAAAAGAAAAAAAAAUUCCUCGACACAGCCAUGUUGCACUCAGAUAUAGACAUUGAUCCUCGAGCGUGCAUGUCGCCGAGUGCACGCAAUACUCCUUAGCUUUCCCCACAGUACCUAUGUGCCAAAACUACGGCACAUUUAGUUCCUGAAAUUGUGUUUGCGUCUUUUGCUUUUUUGAAGGGCUGUGCCUGUUGGUCGUGCAUCCUGUCGACACGGCCUUCUUCUCGCUACGCUUGUUAUGCGACGGCCUUGACCCACGUGGCUAGGCUGGGCUUCCUUGGCCACUGUGGUACACAUGGCUAACAACAUUGUCACACAGGUGGCGCGCACUGCGCUCUCCACCUUUUUUUGACUUGUUUGGUGCAUCCAUUGGGUCGGGCGAGUGCGUGCAUUUGCAGAGUCUGUCUGGUGUGGUACAAGUCUUGGCAUGUUUGCGUCUGAGUGUGCAUAGUUAAGUGCAGUGCAUUCCUCUGGACGGAGUCUCGCGUCGCUUGCAACUCUUUCCUCAGGUCCUGCGGCGACCUUCUCUUCCCCUCUUCGUAAAUGCCGUCUCUGCAAUCUUUCCUAUAUACUAAGUGAACACAUUUGCUCAACACUUAUCAAGAGAUGUUCCUUGCUGCCUUGUGUGUAUGUAGCUGGUAACAAGUGCUGUCACAAACAAUUGAGGGUUACGUGUCUGUGUCAAGCAAAGAAUUUAGUCAGUAAUAAUUGAAUGUGAAGCCUGUGCAGUAUGUUGUAUGAAAGGUGUGCGAGUGUUGAAAUGUGUGCGGGACAUGUACAUGCGAGCUUGCUUUUUGCGCAAGCCAUCUGGAGCUUGGGAAGCCGGCUUCCCUGUUCGUGCACUUUUGUUGUGUUUUCGGUGCUUGAUUUCUUGUGGGGAUUCUCGCAUUUUAGCUACAUUCUUUGCGUUGGAAUGCAGCGUGCCACUUAACCACCGUAGUGCUACUGCCAUUGUUGUCCAUGUGAUAGUUCACGUUGGGUUCUCAUCGUGUGGCAGCUCCGGGGCUCAAGCCAAUGGUUCCUAAUGCUGUGUGAAUUCUAAUAGCUAGGGGCAUUGUGUUACUUGCGUAUUAUAGGUGUCACUUUGCUUCUCAGUGGAACCUCUAUUUCUAAAUUCUUCACUGCCAUUCAUUUUCAAAAGUAUACCUUUUCACUUCAGCAUGUGCAAGUGCACUUGAAACUGAGCAGCCAUUGCCAUGUGCACGAACAUGUGCACAUGGCAAUCAGGUGUAAUGUGUACAAACAUGUGCUGUUUACAUAAGUUGCUAUGUGAAUUCUGCUGUUUCAAAAUAUGGCCGACAUCCAUCAGAAAAUACAAAUCCGACAUUCCACAAAAGUCCUUGCCACUUUCGGGGAAAAUAGUGCAUUGUACAUUUGCCCAGAAUGCACAAAGUUCUUUUUUUCCCCAGUGCCAUGUAUUGCAAAAAAAAGAAAGCUUAUGUGCCGAAUAUUGAACACACUUUGCAUAGUUUAUGUUUAGGAAUUGUGAACACAUGAAAACAGCGGCAUAAUCAAAGUAGUUAAUCCUUUCUUGGCAAAGGUUGUGUGGUUUCCCCAUGUGGAAUGCCAACGAACCUGUUAAGCUGCAACUGCGUAAAACGUGGUUGUGACGUAUUUUCAAUAUGGUGUUGCCCAUUGUUGAUGCGCAUCUUUUGCAUUACGCGACAACCGCACAGUUAUCAUAAGCUGAAAUGAAGACUGAUAAGUGAACUGCCCCAGCAGAUUAAGGACAGGAAUAAAGCAGAAGAAACGGUCUGGUCAUUUCGCGUGCGACCUGACAUACAAGUAAUUGUUGCAUAUAACAUUUAUAGCAGCCACCUUUCUGACGCACUUCACGUCGUAUAGAACAUCGCAUUGUGGCAUGCGUCUAAGUUUAAGAGUGUUCAUUUGCGGUCCUGUGUUCUAUAGCCUAACAUCUGUUUUUCAUGCAUGACUUGAUGUCGUGCACGAAAGCUCCGUAUCGGGUAUCAAAAAACUUUCAAUGUAUUUUGAGCUGUAACUUCUGUGUGGAAACUGCGUGAUGCAAAAUUGGUGCAUGAGCAGCACCAUGAGCCAAAGAUAUGUCAUAGAAAUGCGUUGUUCCAUCUAGUUGAUGCUUUGAAGGCUGCGUCAAGGUCACCCAGAGGUUAUGCACUGUUUGAGCAUUGUGAUGUGUUGCGAAUUCUGUGCAUUUUGUUUAUUUUGUUUGUGCCUCGGUCAGAUGCAAGUGUCUCGUGGGAGUACGCAGAGGGCACCGUCAUUUCCCUAGCUUCUCUGGACAAGAGAGCAUGGGUUGGGUUCUGGAUGGCCAGCUGCAAAAGCAUGACUGUUUGUGCACAGCUUCUGUUCGUAGAGCAGCUUGCAGUUUGACAAGAGCAGCAGCACUUGCGAGUGAUUGGGACAUACUGGAUUAAUUUAUGUUGUGUGUGUGUGUGCCAGUUGUUUGAAAGGAGUGAAUGUAGAGGUGAUGUGCACAGAAAAAUAAAUAAAAAACAACAAGCUUAUACUUUCA